AUGAGGUCAAGGAAUAAUAAUCGACAAAAUGAGUUGACUCAGAGAGAUGAGGUUUCAGAAAAGCUGCUUGGUGGGACUUUGCCAUUCAAAACCUCAUCAGCAAUGCAUCCUUACCAAGUAAUUGACUUGUUCAAUGUCUGUUUCGAACAUAUUCUUAAAUCACCUAAUCUCCAAGAACAUAUUCAACAAGUGAAAGGAGACUUGUAUCGACGAGACUAUCUAGCAGCAUUCGACAAUGAUGAUAAGCGUUUUGCCUAUGCUUCGCGCUGGACGCCUUCUAGAGCAUUGGCAUACUCUUCGCUAUUUUCUAGUUUAGAACCAGUUAACAAACUUCUUGGGGAUGAGCAUGCAAACAUCAAUGUUUUGUGCGUCGGCGGUGGUGCAGGUUCAGAGCUUGUGGGUCUUGGCUCCGUAUUUUCUCGAUUAAAGGAGUUCCAUCCAAAUUCUGAUUCGUGUAUGAAUGUUGAAAUCGUGGACAUUGCAGAUUGGGGGAAAGUCACGACAAACGUUGCCUCAUACAUGAAAUCCAAUUGGGUACACCGAAACGAAUGCUUAAAUUCAAAAUUUCUUUGUGCUGAUAUUUUGGCCACCAAUCUUGAGCUGAUUGGUAUUGCAAAUAUGGAUCUCGUCACAUUGAUGUUCACCACAAAUGAACUUUUCUCAGAAAAGAGAAAGGAUACGGUAAAGUUUCUACUGGCGUUGAACCAAAAUUGCAAACCGGGAUCUCUAUUGUUGAUUGCAGAAAGUGCUGGGUCCUUCCUGAAUAUUAAAAUUGGUGAGAGACAAUUUCCAGUGCAAUUUUUAAUCGAUACUAUUUUGGUAGGAAAGCCGGGUGAUUCUGGUGAUAAUACAGGUGCUUGGGAUAUUAUUUCGCAAAGCGAAAGUAUCUGGUAUAGAAUAAUGGAAAGAGAAGUAACAUACGAGCUCAACCUUGAGAAUAUGAGAUUUUUCUACAGAUUGUAUAGAAAAAAAAAAAGAACUUGA
This is a messenger RNA of Lodderomyces elongisporus, 984 nucleotides long. RefSeq names its product 25S rRNA (uracil2843-N3)-methyltransferase. The transcript has a single exon. Lineage: Eukaryota; Fungi; Ascomycota; Pichiomycetes; Serinales; Debaryomycetaceae. The coding region runs from base 1 to 984 and encodes 327 amino acids. The record is from RefSeq and is a predicted model, not a curated record.